Messenger RNA from Sus scrofa (pig), 8288 nucleotides. It is a transcript of the gene NCBP2, whose product is annotated as nuclear cap binding protein subunit 2. Gene Ontology annotation, biological process: mRNA cis splicing, via spliceosome. Lineage: Eukaryota; Metazoa; Chordata; Mammalia; Artiodactyla; Suidae. Gene Ontology annotation, molecular function: RNA cap binding. Gene Ontology annotation, cellular component: nuclear cap binding complex. The record is from RefSeq and is a predicted model, not a curated record.
AACCUGGACCCUGUAAACCUGGCGAGGCAUGGCACACACAUGCAGCUCACUCACCUGGCAGUCAAUGGCUUCCUGCUCUUUGGGGUGCUGCACGCCCAUGCCCUGCAGGCUGCGUGGCGACAGCUGCGAGCCUGCCUCCAGGCCUUCGCAAGGGUGGGCUUCCUAAGAGCACUGGAUGCCUGGCGCCUGCAGUCCAGGUCUCACCUCCUGCUCAUCUACUUCACACCCCUGGCCCUGCUGUCUGCCUUUAGCCACCAGGAGGCUCGGUUCCUGAUUCCCCUCCUGGUCCCCCUGGUCCUGCUUUGUAGUCCACAGACCCAGCCUGCACCCUGCAAGGGCACCCUCGCUCUCUUCAAUGCCCUAGGGGCCCUCUUCUUUGGCUGCCUGCACCAGGGCGGCCUCGUGCCUGGCCUGGGGCACCUGGAGCGGGUGGUUCAUGCCCCUGUGCUCCCGCAUGUGUCCACCCGCUACACACUCCUCUUCACCCACACCUACAUGCCCCCCCGGCACCUCCUCCACCUCCCCGGGCUGGGGUCACCAGUGGAGGUGGUGGACAUGGCUGGCAGUGAGGACUGGCUCCUGUGUCAAGCCCUGAACAACUUCACCAGACAACCAGCCUGCCAGGUGGCGGGUGGGCCAUGGCUCUGCCGCCUUUUUGUGGUGACCCCUGGCACCACCAGGCCUGCGGUGAAGAAGUGCAGCUUCCCCCUCAAGAAUGAGGCGCUCAUCUUUCCCCACUUGACCCUGGAAGACCCACCAGCCCUGUCCUCCCUGCUGAGUGGGGCUUGGAGGGAACAUCUGAGCCUUCACAUCCUGGAGCUCGGGGAGCAGCCUGACAAUAUGACAGCAGAUCCACUGGCUGGGACUCAGCCAUAGAAUUCCCACCAUUGCCUCUCCUAUGCACAGCCUCUGACCACUCCGCCUUCUGGGGAAACUGAUACCCCAUUUCCCUCAAAGACCAAAGAGAGGACCAGUCACAGUCCUGAUGCCAAGGGCCCCAAAGAACCUGGUAUAAUCAAUAAUGCCAAAUGUCUGUUCCUGCCCUACCCCUUCCAGUCACUGUGAUGUUGAAAUACGUAAAUAGCACCUGGUUGUGAAAGGAGACAGCAAUCUCCUAAUGACGUCCUGAAUGACUUCUCCCAGCCCCCCUAGGAUGCCUUAGCUCUUGCUGUCAUGACAGCCCUUUGGCCUCUUUCUCCUGGAAGGAGGCAGCAUGGUGAUGUAAAGAGCGGCGGACCUGGUUGCAGGCCCUGGUCUGCUCUUGCUGGCUACAUGGUAAGACAGCCCCUUCCCCUCACCCAGCCUCAGUUUUCAUCUCUACAGUGGAUCAGAGGGUCUUUGAGGUGUCUGCCCCCCAACACUGUGUUGUUCCUGGGCCUGCAGCGCACAUCCCCUGGCUAGAUGGGCAUGUCUCUCCCAAAGCUCUAAGCAGAGAAGUGGGUGUGGUGUAUCUAACUGCACUUCGGUGCCUGCUGUCUCAGUACUUAUUACCAAAAUGAGUAGUUCUGGAACGCCCCUGGCCGCCCACUCCUGCAACUCUCUUCUUACUCGUGUCCCAGAAAGAGGUGGUAGGACAUUUCUGUAUCUCCUUUGGGGAUCAGGGAGCCCAGAUGUUCUCCCUCCUGGGUCGGCCCCAGUGGGAAUGAAGACAUAAGGCUCAGUAUCUGGUGGUGCUUGAGCACAAAACCUUAAACGUGGUCUGGUCCCUCUCCAAGCCCCCAGCCCCUGUCUGAAGCCCCUUCACAGGACGGAGAGCGAAGUCCAUACCAAAUCCACGCCUGCUGCCUGGUAGAAGCCAUCACACCUGGGCACAUCGCUCCCCAAAACACAGCCCGCUGGGAAUGUGAGAAGUGGUGGCACUAAGCUUGUUCUCGUUCUCCCGCCAUCUCAUGAGAACAAGAGGCAACCAGGCCGAGAGGAGGACGCUGGAGGAGCACAGGCAGGAGACACACUUGUGCAAGUGACCAAACCUGAGUGCUUUUCUAAGUCUGCCUUUUGCUAGCUAAAGUCUUGGGUCAUCUUAAAGGCCCUCCUAGGCGGGCUGCUCUGCAGCUACUGCUAGGGUUCUAGUGCCACACCUUCCUUGGGACUCCAAGGGAAAGAAAGUCAGUGCCAUGCUGGUCAGUGUUCUCUGGGGGCAAAACAGCCCUGAUCUGCAGCGUUUGUGAUUUCUGUGGUGUAACACGCUCACCAUGGCCAAUUGUUAACUACUAAAAUGAUGUUACUGAACUAAGCUGGGAGGAGACGCCAAGGACCACACUUGUGGAUAUUUCCCUCUUUAGUACCCGUUCAGGAUAAUUCAUUGUUCUUGUGGUUCACGUUUCUGCUAGCAACUUCGGAUUUGUCUCACCUGUAGUGCUUAGCAUCAUCUCUGGCACCUGAUAAGCACUUGUUUACUUUGCAGCCAAAGAAGGCCUUUCUGCCCAACAUUUAAAAGCCAAGUGCAACCUGGAGAUCCCCCAGACUCUGUUUCAAAUUCCUCUGGGCUUCUUGGGACUUCUGUCUCUUCCCUCCCCCAGUUGGGUUCACGACCUCAGAAUUCCCUGGAGGUGCUGUUGGUGUAACAGCUCUUCCAGAUUGUAGUGGUCUGAGCUCUAACAAAUUUGUCUGUAAAGUGUUGGUAUCGAGACUUGUGUGGCAUCAAGGGGUGAUUAGGAACUGCCCUGCAGGAUAGUGGAAUGAGUUGCUUCCCUGCUUCAUUUUCUGGCAAAGGUUAGAAGAGCCUGGAAGGCAUGCUGGGAGAUGGUUGCCAUGGGGAAUGGUGGGAAGAAUUUGGUUUCUUUAGUAAUAGGGUAACUGGUGGGAUGACAAGCCGCUGACUACAGACACUGGACGCUUCUCUAACGAAGAGGGGAGGCAUCCAAACCCGAUGGAGCAAAAAGGACCCAGUUUUCUUUCUGCUCUGACUCCUACCAAAAUGGAGGGAACUUGGUUCCUACACUCUUCUUCCACAAAAAGUAAACAACUGUUCCUUCUCUUGCCUGCCUUCCUUUCCUACAAAAUGGCCAGUUUGCCCAGAAGCGUCAUUGGUCCCUGCACUCUUCUUUUUGUCUCUGCCGGUCAAGACCCAGCUGCGAGUGUGCUUGUUUAUGUUGAGGGCUGGGGUUGGGCUGAGGACUGCUAACAUUCUGUUGCUCUUAUACCCAGAUCCAGAGAAUAGUGAGUGGGACUGCCUGAUGAGGCACACAAGGCAAUAGAAUGAACAAGCUCCCUGGGCUCCUUGCUGACAAGCUCAAAGGAGAAUCCAGUGAGUUGCCUCUGGUCUGGGGGAGGGAGCACAGGAGGUGGGAUGCCAAGCUAGAAGUUGGGUCCUUAGGAGAGUGGGACACUGACCUCAGAGAGGAUUAGACAGAAGCACCUGUGAUGGGAAGACUGGAGGGUGGUGUGUCAAAUCAGAACUCUGACCAUUAGGAAAAUGGAGAACAAGCUGCUCUCGUUUCUCUGUGAUCAGGGUAGUUAGUUCUCUGGCCCUCUCUACCUCCCUCUAUGCCCAUCAGAAAAACCAAAGUAAAAAUUGUUUGGUUGCCAGCCUAAAAGCUUCUCCUGAGGCUUAGAGCUUUCUCCCUUGCAUGAUUAACUGUGUAGCCAGAUUAGAGAUAAUCAGCAUAUACAAUGGACUUGUUAGUCAUGGGUCUGUUAGCUGGAGCAUAGUCUUUAGAAUAUAUCUAGACUCUCUUAAGGACUAGGAAUCCAGGUAGCUUUUCCAUGGUAGGCAGUUGUCUGUCCUAAUGCCCUGGUGAUGGUGGUAGCGGUGGCAGGGAAGGCAAGCACUGAAAGUCAGGCUAAAUGCCUUGGAGAGCUGUGAUUAGGGUCUUGGGCUGUAUUCAUAAGUCUCUUCUGUGUACAACUUAAGGAGCCUGCAAUUCCUCAUGUUAAAGUGGCUGUUAAGGGGUGGGAUAACUCACAGAGAAUGCAAUUAGCAAGUGCCAGUACAGAUUAUGUACUCAAUAUGUGUUAACAAGUAUUACCUGGGCCCAUGGUCCCCAAGAAUCCUAAUCCACUUUGCCAGAGAAGUACCACACUCAUUCUGAAACCAUGGGUAAUGAGUCAAAUCCAUUUCACCUGCCUUCACUAAUCGAGUUUUUUUUUUUUUUUUUUUUUUUGCUUUUUAGGGCCACACCUGUGGCACAUGGAGGUUCUCAGGCUAGGGGUCGAAUUGGAGCUACAGCUGCUGGCCUACACCACAGCCACAGCAGGAUCUGAGCCAUGUCUACAACCUACACCACAACUCAUACCAACACCAGAUCCUUAACCCACUGAGUGAGGCCAGGGAACCAUGCAACCUCAUGGUUCCUAGGCAGAUUUCGUUUCUGCUGCACCACAAUGGGAACUCAAGGUCGUUUUAAGACUUGCAUCUCCUUCACGUAGCAGAAGCCUACCUGAACAAGAUGUUUGACAGAGUUUUUUUUUCCAGGAGCUUGUAGUCGGCUAUGUCUAGUUAAAGCUGAGCUGGUUAAGGCUGGAUACGACCAAGUAGACAUGCUCCUGACCUUCUGACAUCAAGAGAGUGGGAAAACUCUACCCUCACUUGGUGCUAAGAGCCUCCAUUUUUCAACAUGUAGACACUGGCAGCUUAGCUACACUUAUGAAGGACUACAAUUACCACACCUUUGGCCAACUGCCUUUCCCCUACAUUCCCCAGGCCACGCCUCUUCUUUAUCCCAGGCCCCUUGCUUUGGGGAAGAUGGAUCUGAGGUUAGCUCUCCCCCUCCUCCCUUGGCUACCUUGGAAUUAAACCCCGUUUUUGCAAACCUCUGCAUCUCAGCGUUUGGCUUGCAGCGUGGGGCAAAAGAACCUUGUCCGGUAAUAAUACCCAUUACUCAGCUCACAUAUUUAAUCAGAGGAGUUUGGCAACUGCAGGACUGUCUUCCAUCCAGGAUCUCCCCUGGGAGUGGUGCCCUGCUAGAGCAGUGAGGAGGCAGCAGUAUCGUUUUACGUUUUCGUCCUCUUCGCUGAGGGCAGAUUGUCUUUCCCGCUGUACUCUGGUCCAUGGCUCUCUGCCCGUGGUACAUCAGGGCAGUGUCUGUCUUGCUUUCUGUCAGGCUUCCAGUGCUUUCUUCAUACACUGUGUCCUAUCCAAACAGAGGGCUUCACCAGGGCUGUCGGUUUGGCCUGGGCCCUUUGAUGAGUGGGACCUGAGGAAGCGGACGGUCUUAGGAUUCGGAGCUGUGCAUGGUGUCCAGGAUGACUCCUUAGCGCCAAGGCCAGUGUGGAGCUCAGAAAGUCUAACAGGCCACCUCGGCCCGGCACAGCGUGGGUUUAGGGGUUUGCUCCUGGGCCCUUCUGACUACCUGGUGGUGGCCGCGGGCGCUCCCGGAGGCCGCGGCGUAGCUCCUGAGUGAAGGUGUCUUUGAAGCGCGCAGCGCGGCGACCCAGGGAACCCGCGGGCCCAGCCGCGAGGGCGCGAAUGCGUCGGGCCGCGUCCUGGCCACGCAGCUGGGCCUGCAGCAGUGCGAAGGCGGUGAGCUGCGCCGCACGCCGGAUAGGCCGCGAUUCGGAGAGACGCUCCACCAGCUGAGGGCUGUGCAGCAGGGCCGCCAGCAGCCGCCGUAGAACCAUCCUCGGAGCGACUCGGAACCCGGAACACGCCGCUCUUGCUUCUGAUCGGCGACGUCAGACAAGGAACCACGUUUGCGUCGGCGCCGCGGAAUGACGACACUGCCGCGCUGGGAUUGGGUCGCGGGACCUUCACUUUCGGCAGCCGCCUUUAGUGCGUUUCCGGUUCCGCCACCGCCGCGGUGGCCGAAUUAUUCUUGGGGUGGAAGCGUCGUCGGCUAGGACUCUGCACUAUGUCGGGUGGCCUGCUGAAGGCGCUGCGCAGCGACUCCUACGUCGAACUGAGCCAGUACCGGGACCAGCACUUCCGGGGUGACAAUGAAGAACAGGAGAAGUUACUGAAGAAAAGCUGUACAUUGUAUGUUGGAAAUCUUUCCUUUUAUACAACUGAAGAACAAAUCUAUGAACUCUUCAGCAAAAGUGGUGACAUAAAGAAAAUCAUCAUGGGCCUGGAUAAAAUGAAGAAAACAGCGUGUGGGUUUUGCUUUGUGGAAUACUAUUCAAGAGCAGAUGCUGAAAAUGCCAUGCGGUACAUAAAUGGAACUCGUCUGGAUGACCGCAUCAUUCGCACAGACUGGGAUGCAGGCUUUAAAGAGGGCAGGCAGUAUGGCCGUGGACGAUCUGGGGGCCAGGUACGAGAUGAGUAUCGACAGGACUAUGAUGCUGGGAGAGGUGGCUAUGGAAAAUUGGCCCAAAACCAGUGAGUGGUGAAAGCCCCAUCAUGAAAAACUCACUCCUUUGGCCUGUUGAAUCUGAUGUGCAUUACCGAAGGUCUGCAAACCUGCCUGUUUUUACCAAGCUUUAAUCAAUGUUUCUACUGAGCCGGAAGCCUCUUCAUGGUUUUCCUCUUCAAAUUAUUAAAGGACAGAAUCCAAAAGAAUGCCUUUAAUUCUAUAGUGUUAGAAUCCUGUGUCAGAUUACCAGAAUGAUUUCUGUUACCAGGUCAAAAAAAUUGUGUUCCUUAGCAGCAUAUUUGGUGUAUAAUGUUGAUCCAUCAGCCAAAAAUAAUACACUUCUUUUAGGAAGAUUGGAAAAAGGAUUUAAGUGUUUACCAUGUUUGCAUCUAACUAGGUUCAUGGUCUUCUACCUUGAGACCUAGAAUUACUAUUUUAAAAUUUUUAAGUUUGCCUGACAUAAAGUUUAUUAAAGUAGAGCUUUGCUAGCUAUGUAAUGUAGCUUUGCAGUUAAAUUAGGAACUGGUAUUUGACAACUGAAUUUUUUUCCAUUUGAAUUCUAAUCUCUAAAGGCAAACUUAAGGAGUUCUUUUGUAGUGCGGUGGGUUGAGGAUCCAUCAUUGUCACAUGUCACAACAUUGCAGUGGCAUGGGUUCAAUCCCUGGCCCGGAAACGUCACAUGCCUCAGGUGCAAGUUAAAAAAAAAAAGGCAAACUUAAAGAGUCAAGAGAACUUCCUAAAUAGUGUAAAAAUGAUAAGCCGUAGUCCCAGGGGAUACCACCUGCUUACAUGCUUUAUAUAUCUGGAAAUCAGGUAUAGGACUUGAAGGGUAUUUACUAAACACAUUUUUCAAAAGAUGCAGUUUAGCUAAAGCUAAAAAAAAAAAAAAAAAAAAAAAAAAACCCAGGGUAAGUACUACAGGGAACUUCAAAUACUCUAAGCGCAGGGAGGACACCUUCAGUAGGAAAUAGGGUAAAAUAUCAGGAGACGAGUUAAAACAUUACCUUGAUGCGAAAGCUAAUGGUGAGAACCAUCCGUUUUUUUGUUUUUGUUUUUGUUUUUUGCUGUGUUCAUUGCAUGAGGAAGUCCCCUGGGCCAGGGAUUGAACCCAUGCCACAUCAGUGACAAUGCCAAGUUGAUCUUUAACCUGCUGAGCCACCAGGGAACUCAGAUUUUUUUUGUUUGUUUGUUUUUGUUGCCACCUGAUCUUGGGUAGUGGUUUAAAAAAAAAAUUUAAAAAAUGCUUCCCUCAGGAAAUAUUUUGGCCAGUUCUCACACUGAAAUCUGUUUUGUGUUUUCUGUGCUAAGUUUCAGAGUUCUUGAUUGUGAGCUGAUGGUCUUUAUGCAGAAGACAGUCUAGAGGAUUUAAUUUGCAUCUAUAAGACAAAAGAUAAUUUCUCUAAUAUGUGAAUUGCUACUCAUUUAUAAACUGCUAAUCUAGUAUAAUUUCCUGACAUAAGUGAAAUUUUUUUCAUCUAGCGGUAGUGUGUCUAUUUUCCAGUAGUUUGUGAAAUUGGGGCUCAGGUAUCUCAGUGUGAACAGCUUUCAUGUUACAGUAAGCGUGUAUUUCCUCAAAUUUAAACUACUUGAACUUUAAAAGAUAUCUAUAAAUUGGUUGUAUUUAGGAGUUCCCAUCAUGGGUCAGUGGAAACGAAUCUGACUGGCCUCCAUGAGGAUGCAGGUUCAAUCCCUGGCCUUGCUUAGUGGGUUAAGGAUCCAGCUUUGCCGUGAGCUGUGGUGUAGGUCACAGAUGCGGCUCGGAUCUGGUGUUGCUAUGGCUGUGGGGUAGGCCAGCAGCUACAGCUCAGAUUCAACCCUUAGCCUGGGAACCUCUAAAAAGACAAAAGACAAAAAAAAAAGUUUUUAGGAAACCACUUGCAAAUAGCUAAUGAGGACAUACAGUUCAUUUUUUAAAUCUUUUUACACUGUCUGAAUUAAUGUAUUUUAUAUUACUUUGCAGUAAAAGGUAACAGAUUUCUGUAGGCCUUAAAACCAGAGAGACCGGUCUCUUUUUGAAUUGUCUCCUGUAAUAGAUUUCAAUAAAAUUGGACCAACUUA